GGCAGCCGUUGGUUGUGGCGAGGGCGGCGGGCGCGGGGCCGCCAUGGAGGGCGGCGGGAACUCCAAGGGCACCGGGCUCGGCGGCCUCUUCGGCGCCGGCGGGCUCGGCUACUCGCACGCCGACCUGGCCGGGGUGCCGCUAACUGGGAUGAGCCCUUUGUCACCGUAUUUAAACUUGGACCCCAAGUACCUAGUGCAGGAUACAGAUGAGUUUAUCUUGCCCACAGGAGCCAACAAAACUCGAGGCAGAUUUGAGCUGGCCUUUUUUACCAUUGGAGGAUGUUGUAUGACAGGGGCAGCAUUUGGUGCACUGAAUGGUUUGAGACUUGGCUUGAAGGAGACACAGAAUAUGGCAUGGUCAAAACCUAGAAAUGUACAAAUUCUAAAUAUGGUGACAAGGCAAGGAGCAUUAUGGGCUAACACUCUGGGAUCACUGGCUCUACUUUACAGUGCAUUUGGAGUCAUCAUUGAAAAGACACGAGGUGCAGAGGAUGACCUGAACACCAUAGCUGCUGGGACCUUGACAGGAAUGCUGUACAAAAGCACUGGCGGAGUGCGCGGGAUUGCGCGAGGCGGGAUCGCAGGCCUGACGCUGACCGGCCUCUACGCCCUGUACAACAACUGGGAGCACAUGAAGGGCUCCCUAGCCCGGCAGUCCCUGUGAGCAGGGCAGAGGACACGCUUGCUUAGUCACCAAUCAAAUCAGUUGUGAGAUCUA
Molecule: messenger RNA, 718 nt
Organism: Melozone crissalis (California towhee)
Lineage: Eukaryota; Metazoa; Chordata; Aves; Passeriformes; Passerellidae
Gene: TIMM23B
Product: translocase of inner mitochondrial membrane 23 homolog B
Exons: 7
Coding region: 44-664 (206 amino acids)
Biological process (GO): protein import into mitochondrial matrix
Cellular component (GO): mitochondrial inner membrane; TIM23 mitochondrial import inner membrane translocase complex
Molecular function (GO): transmembrane protein transporter activity
Source: RefSeq, a predicted model, not a curated record